GUGUGUGUCUGUGAUGGUAUGAGCGCGCGGAGCAAAUUUAAAGACCCGCGAGCAACGGCCGAACAGCCCAACGGACUUCCUGACCCUUCUCCCUUAACAUCCCGGGUGACAACAAGCGGCGUCCUGCCUUCACCCACUCGAGUCAAGUCACCCAGCUCGCCGCUUGGGGGGGGGGAUUUCAGUUAAUGGAUAAUGAGUGUCCCUGACUAUAUGCAAUGUGCUGAGGACCACCAGAGUCUUUUGGUCAUUGUCCAGCCAGUGGGAAUUGUGCCCGAAGAGCAAUUUUUCAAGAUCUACAAAAGAAUUACUGCUGCUAGUCAGAUCAAUCUUCGGGAUUCUCAACGAGUGCUGUACAUCCGGUAUAGACACCAUUACCCACCUGAAAACAAUGAAUGGGGAGACUUUCAGACACAUCGAAAAGUUGUAGGAUUGAUCGCCAUUACGCAGUGUUAUGAUGCAAAGGAAUGGCCACAAACAGCAGAGAAAUUCCAUGAUCAGAAAGAAAUUUAUGGUUCUACACUUUAUGAUUCUCGUUUAUUUGUGUUUGGGCUGGAGGGAGAAAUAGCUGAGCAACCUCGGACUGAUGUUGCGUUUUAUCCUACUUAUGAUGAGUGUGAAACCAUAGAGAAAAAAGUGGAAGACUUCAUUGAAUCGCUGUUCAUUGUUUUGGAAUCAAAACGACUUGAUCGAGCAACAGAUAAGUCUGGAGACAAGAUACCAUUACUGUGUGUGCCAUUUGAGAAGAAAGAUUUUGUAGGCCUAGAUACGGACAGCAGACAUUAUAAGAAGCGUUGCCAGGGCAGAAUGCGGAAACACGUUGGUGAUCUUUGCUUGCAAGCGGGCAUGCUACAAGAUGCUCUUGUACACUAUCACAUGGCUGUUGAACUUCUUCGAUCUGUGAAUGACUUCCUGUGGUUGGGAGCUGCUCUGGAGGGUUUGUGCUCAUCUUCGGUUAUCUAUCAUUAUCCAAAUGGCACUGGGUCAAAACCUACUGUCCGCAGAGCUUAUAACAUGUCUUUACCACCUGAGGCUGGGAAGCGACAUCGACAAGGGGCACAGGAGGUUCUCAUUGAUCCAGGUGCAUUAACAACAAAUGGCAUCAGUGCAGACACAAGUACUGAAAUCGGAAGAGCAAAGAACUGUUUGAGUCCUGAGGAUAUAAUUGAAAGAUACAAGGAAGCCAUCUCCUAUUAUGGGAAGUACAAAAGUGCUGGUGUGAUCGAAUUGGAAGCGUGUGUGAAGGCAGUCAGGGUGCUAGCUAUUCAGAAGCGAAGCAUGGAAGCAUCAGAGUUCCUUCAAAAUGCUGUAUACAUCAAUCUUGGCCAGUUGUCUGAAGAAGAGAAAAUUCAGCGAUACAGCAUCCUUUCUGAGCUAUAUGAUCUGAUAGGUUUCCACCGUAAAGCAUCUUUUUUCAAGCGUGUAGCUGCUAUGCAGUGUGUGGCACCAUCAAUAGCUGAACCUGGAUGGAGGGCUUGCUAUAAACUGCUAUUGGAAACCCUACAUGGAUAUAGUCUAUCACUGAAUCCCGAAGACUUCAGUAAAGGAACUCAUAAGGGCUGGCCAGCAGUACAAAUGCGCUUGCUUCAUGAACUUGUUUAUGCUUCAAGACGUAUGGGAAAUCCUGCUCUGGCUGUCCGUCACCUGUCUUUUCUCCUUCAAACUAUGCUUGAUUUCCUCUCAGAUCAAGAGAAGAAAGAGGUUUCUCAAAGUUUAGAAAACUUCACAGCAAAGUGUCCUGGUACAAUGGAGAUUGUCGAACUUCCUGAUGGUGUGAAACUGCCUCCAGUCCCUCUUACCAAGCUUCCAAUCAUCAGAUCUGUAAAACUCUUAAACCUUCCAUCCAACUUGCGUCCACAAAAAGUGAAGAACACACUCAAUCAAAACAUGACCACCAAGAGUCCUUUCAUUUACUCACCAAUCAUUGCCCACCAUCGUGGUGAAGAGAGGAACAAAAAAAUAGAUUUUCAGUGGGUGCAGGGAGAUGUUUGUGAAGUCCAGCUGAUGGUCUAUAAUCCUAUGCCUUUUGAACUAAGAGCAGAAAACAUGGGACUUCUGAUAAGUGGUGUUGAAUUUGAAUCUCUCCCAGCUGCACUCUCUCUUCCUGCUGAAUCAGGGCUGUACCCAGUUACACUUGUUGGGGUUCCUUGUACAACAGGACAGAUCACUGUAAAUGGAAGACCUCGAAUCCUGGUUGUACAGCAUAUGUCUGCACACGUGCUAUUGCCGUCGUCAGGUGAUGAAGUGUCCAGUAGUGUAUCUGUUCAGCUAUUUAAUGGGGAAUUGCAACAGAUGACCAUCAAAUUAGAGAAUAUUGGUUCAGUGCCAUUGGAAACAUUUGAGGUAUCUGCAAAGACCAUCGAUAAUAAAGAAAAACUCUAUGGUGAAUUCCUGAGUUGGAAUUUAGAAGAGACCCUGGCACAAUUUCCACUUGAACCUGGGAAGGUUGCUACCUUCACUGUCAACAUCAAAGUGAAACUGGACUUCUCCUGCCAAGAGAACUUACUCCAAGACUUGAAUGAUGAUGGGCUCAGUAUUGCUGGUUUGGGAUUUUCAAGUCCCUUCCGGCAAAACGGCAAACCUCGGUCAGAGAGCAAAUCUACGCUCUUCAAUUCAGCUGAGACCAACAGUAAAAGUGAAUACAACCACAUAAAGACACUGGAAGCAGUUUUAAGCUUCAAAUACUCUGGGGGACCUGGACAUACAGAAGGAUAUUACAGGAACCUGUCUUUGGGACUUCACGUGGAUGUGGAGCCAUCAGUAUUCUUUACACGUGUCAGCACCCUUCCUGCAACAAGCACCCGGCAAUGCCACCUACUCUUGGAUGUCUACAAUUCAACCGAGCAUGAACUGACCAUUAGUGCGAAGAAUAAUGAAGACCUAAUUCUGCAUGCUGCAGAGUGUCAGCGGAUGGCGAUACAAGUUGACAAAUUCAUCUUUGAAACUCUACCAGAACCAAGCAACAUGGUUGAAAUGCUACAUAUAGAAAACUUAAAACAGCUGGAAGAAGAGAGAAGCCAUGCUCAAGCCAUUGAGAUCAACAACAAGUUAAACAUCCACUGGAAAAUCCCAUCUCUCAACCGUGGAGGAGAAGCCAGUGUGGAAGGAGUUCUCAAUCAACUGGUGCAGGAACACUUGCAGUUAGCUCCUCUGCAGUGGGAUGUGCUGGUAGCUGGUCAGCCCUGUGACUGUGAUGUGGUAGUGGAGUGCCAAACUGGUGACCCAACAUCUCUGGAAGUAAAGCUCACGAACCAGAGCAAAAACACUGUGGGACCAUUUGCCCUCACUGUCCUCCCAUACCAGGACUAUCAAAAUGGGGUCCACAACAAUGAUCUCGGGCAUGUUAUUACUUCAAUUGGAUCCAACACAUUCUAUAUAGAUUCAGUGAAAUCCACUGAAAACUUUGUUUGCCAUGGAGCUCUUCUUUUCUUGUACGCUGGUGAUUACUAUUUGAAUAUAAGGUUUCAUGAUGACAACUCGAAGAGGGAACUGCCCCUCUCUUGGUUUUGCUUGCCAAGUGUUCACAUCCGUGCCAUGGAUCCAGUUCAGCACACAAUGGUUUAACUCAGCUUGGAAAAUAAGGGCUUGUAACUUGGGGUCUAAAUUGUGAGGUAUGCAAAAGCAUUAAUUAAAUAGUGAAUCCCAGAUGUGUUAUAACUGACCUCGUUACUUUGCUCAAUGUCAGCCUCACAGAAUUCAGUGAGAUCAAGUGGAGUCCAGAGGUUUAACCAAUGGACCUUCUGGAUUUGCUAUUUACAAAUCAUCUUGUGAAUCUCACAAUUUACACCCUCCCCCCAUUGGGAGCUAGAGCAUUAGUGAUUAUGCCAUGCAUUGUAAAUAGUGAUUGACCAGUGAAACUUGCCAACCAGGCGCUCCCUGUAAUAGUUCUGGUUUAAAACUACUCUGACGCUGUCUUCAAAAAUCUGCUUCUGAGUUUUCCAUGAAUUUUGCUUGUUCCAAUUAGUGUUUCAAUUUCUGACAGAAUUCUAUUUCUGCAUUUCAAUAAUAUUGCUUCGGUUAUUAUCAAACUUUACUGAAGGGGAGAAGAGACAGAUUGCACUUUUCGUCAGAAUGAAGGCACAGGAUCAAUGGAUCAGGGGACUAUUUACUCUCUUACUGAGAUAUAAUAUAAGUUUACACUUCAUGGCAUGGUUAAGUGAAACCUAAUGUAUAAUGAUGCCUGGAUUUGAUAAAGGUUUAAUGAUUUGGGCUGUGGGAAUGAUGGAAAGCAGGAGAAAGAAUGCCGAGGGAGCAUCAGUGUGGUGAUAAUGAUGGCAUGUAUUCUAUACGAGUCUGACAUGACUGCGCUGUACUGCUCAAACGUAAUGUUCAUUUAUUCUGUAUAUUUCUUUUUAAACUCUUCUGCUUGCUGUUCAUAUGCAUGGACACAUGAUCUAUGUUACAGCUGUACAGUAUCUCCGUCUGUAAGCGGUGGUUGUAUGCCCUAUUCACACUGCAAUGAAGUGACCGCCGUUCCCUCAAGAGGGAAAGGUUACUCCAUGUCCCCAAGAGACAAGUAAAAUCGUUUUCAAUGUCAACAAUAUAAACAGUAAAAAAAAGGUUAAUACAUGUUUCAAACUACCAACCAACCGAAAAAUAUCAUGAAUAUUUUCUCUUCACAAUUAAUUACACUUUGAAUGUCUGGGAUUAUCACCAAGUUUUUGGAAUGAUCAAUAUUACCAAGGUUUUAUCUGUCAUUUAGCUGUAUGUGAGCAGGCCUCUUGCCUCAGUCAUUGUGUUCCAAAGAAAUAUCAGGAACGUCUGUAACUAAUGCCCCAUGUAUACCAAGCCAAUGCUGUUUUGAAGGGUUUGAUUUAUCUUACACAUACCAAAGUCUGUAUCUUUGGAAAUAAAAUUGGCUUGUGUCUUC
Molecule: messenger RNA, 4867 nt
Organism: Callorhinchus milii (elephant shark)
Lineage: Eukaryota; Metazoa; Chordata; Chondrichthyes; Chimaeriformes; Callorhinchidae
Gene: trappc9
Product: trafficking protein particle complex subunit 9
Exons: 23
Coding region: 193-3561 (1122 amino acids)
Cellular component (GO): trans-Golgi network
Source: RefSeq, a predicted model, not a curated record